Molecule: messenger RNA, 761 nt
Organism: Scophthalmus maximus (turbot)
Lineage: Eukaryota; Metazoa; Chordata; Actinopteri; Pleuronectiformes; Scophthalmidae
Gene: timp2a
Product: TIMP metallopeptidase inhibitor 2a
Exons: 5
Coding region: 7-669 (220 amino acids)
Biological process (GO): negative regulation of membrane protein ectodomain proteolysis; negative regulation of endopeptidase activity
Cellular component (GO): extracellular matrix
Molecular function (GO): protease binding; metalloendopeptidase inhibitor activity
Source: RefSeq, a predicted model, not a curated record
ACCAAAAUGCCGUUUUCCGUUAACGGCAUCCUUUGCACGCUCGCGCUGCUGGUCCUCUGGCGGCCGGAGGAGCUCGCCGAUGCGUGCAGCUGCGCCCCGGUGCACCCGCAACAGGCGUUCUGCAACGCCGAUGUAGUGAUCCGAGCGAAGGUGGUGGGAGAGCGAGAGGUGGAUUCAGGGAAUGACAUUUAUGGCAACCCCAUCAAGAGAAUCCAGUAUGAGAUCAAACAGAUCAAGAUGUUCAAGGGUCCUAACCAGGACAUCGAAGCUGUCUUCACCGCUCAGGUGUCUGCUGUCUGUGGCGUGAACUUGGAUGCCACCGGCAAGAAGGAGUACCUGAUCUCAGGCAAGGCUGAGGCCGACGGGAGCAUGCACGUGACCCUGUGUGACUACAUCAUGCCCUGGGACUCCUUGAGCGCCACCCAGAAGAAGAGCCUGAGCCAGCGCUACCAGAUGGGCUGCGAGUGCAAGAUCGUGCGCUGCCCCUCUCUGCCCUGCGAGAUCUCGGCCCCGGAGGAAUGUCUGUGGACGGACCUGAUGAUCGAGAAGCAGGUGCACGGUCGCCAGGCCAACCACUACGCCUGCGUGAAGAGGGCGGACGGCUCCUGCUCCUGGUACCGCGGCGUCGCACUGCCCAAGAAGGAGUUCCUGGACGCCGAGGACCCUUAAAGUCCCUCGGCAGCGCCCCGACUGCCCACUGCACAGCCUGACGAAAACAAAUGUAAAAACCGCUUCCAUUGAAAUAAAAUAUAACCACAUCA